AGAUCCUAUCUGAAACAAAGACUAAAAGAUAGCUUGUCUUUGUCAUUUAAUUAAAUUUAGGUCCCCAAUAACCAGAAAACAAUGACAUGUCAACCAUAUUCACCUAUCCAUCUAGCAAUAUUUAUCAUAUUUAAGUUGCUUAAUUAAUGAAAGCAAGAAGGGAGGGAGAUUUAAGAGAAGAUGAAGAAGAUAAAUUUGUUAUUGAGGAAGUGUAAGACAUUGUCAAGACAACUAGGAAGAAGCUCAUCUUAUAGUAGUUUAAGGUCCAAGUCUACAAGAGAAGAUUUUUGGAAUGUGGAAUCUCAUAAUCAAGGUAAUAAAGAAGAUUUUGAGACAAUCCUUGUUGGCAACUCAAGAAGAAGAUAUGUUAUAAAAUCAAAAUACUUGAGCCAUCCAUUAUUGAAUGCUCUUAUAGAGAAAUCAAACCAGAAACAUGGUGAAAAAGAUCAUCUUUCAGUUAAGUGUGAAGUUGUGCUUUUUGAUCAUCUUCUUUGGUUACUUGAAAAUGCUGAUCCCAACAACCUUAAUUCUGAUUCAUAUGAGGAAUUGGCUGAUCUAUAUGUUGUUUAAUUUUAAUAUUGUCAACAAUAUUAUUCAACCUUUUAAAAAUAUUCGUUUUAGCUCCAAUAUUUUUAUGUAACUAGUAGUAGUAAUAAAUGUUAAGGAGUGAUGACUAUCUUUCUCAUAAAAAGUUUGAUGAGAAGGAUCUUAGUUUACUAUUAUAUGUGCAUUUUCCCCUUGUUUACAGCUUUCACCAUUCUUUAUUCAAGUUGUUGAUAUCCAAUGUAACAAUUAUAAAAUCAAUAAAGUUCAUUGUGCUUGGUA
Molecule: messenger RNA, 825 nt
Organism: Capsicum annuum
Lineage: Eukaryota; Viridiplantae; Streptophyta; Magnoliopsida; Solanales; Solanaceae
Product: auxin-responsive protein SAUR76
Exons: 1
Coding region: 181-570 (129 amino acids)
Biological process (GO): response to auxin
Source: RefSeq, a predicted model, not a curated record